GCAAGCGACAAAGGUAACUAUCAAUCUUACGGCUCAUAAGAACUCACCAUUUCUCUGGAAAAAACAAAUAGUUGCACGCAGAACAUGAUCUUUCUUUUGGCAUUGCUCUACCCGCUCUGUAUUACUGCCUAUCCCAAUGGACAGGGUAUAGAGGGAUCAUGCACCACGCUGCAGCCAAGUCAUGGGGCAUCAGCUCAAACAAGCAGCGCACCUUAUACUGUGGGACUGUCUAAAUCAACCUACAGUUCAGGAGAGAGAAUUACAGUCACUCUCAGCACUAAUGCAGGAGCAACCCAGUUCACUGGUUUUCUGAUCCAGGCUCGUGCCGGUAGCAGUAACACACCUAUUGGCUCUUUUGAGACCAGUAACGCAAAUGCACAAACAUUGACUUGUACUACCAGUGCGAGUGCGGUGAGUCAUACCAGUAACUCGAAGAAAUCAAACAUACAAGUAACUUGGGUAGCACCAAAUGCUAACAUCACAAAUCUCCAAUUCAGAGCCACAGUUGUUCAAGUGGAAAAAACAUUCUGGAUAAAUGUAGCUAGUUCUACACUAACCUAUGUUGCAGCAACUACAUCCAGUACAACAGUGAGCACCCCAACUACAGCUACACAAUCUAAUUAUUUUGGAAAUACCAGCAUUGCAACUGUAGCUAAACAAUCUAAUUCCUCAGGAAGCCCUAGUACCACAACUGUAGCUAAACAAUCUAAUAACAGUGGAUCCAUAUUGUCGUUUCCCGUCUUAUACGAACUUCUGAUUCUUACUAUAAUGGUCAUCACUGGUUUCACACAGAUUUGAAGAUAGCCUUCAGGAUGUCUACUCCAUUGCCAGCACGACUUCACAACUGUAUACUGUAACAUCAUUCUGUUAACAAGCAAUGAAUCAAAGAUGGAAUUUCUGUAGACUUUAGCUAAUUAAACAGAAGAUGUAAAUAUGUAUUACUAUAUGAUUGUAAAUUAAAGAUCUAAUUAUGCUUA
Messenger RNA from Pelobates fuscus (common spadefoot toad), 977 nucleotides. RefSeq names its product putative ferric-chelate reductase 1. Lineage: Eukaryota; Metazoa; Chordata; Amphibia; Anura; Pelobatidae. The record is from RefSeq and is a predicted model, not a curated record. The coding region runs from base 85 to 798 and encodes 237 amino acids. The transcript has 6 exons. Gene Ontology annotation, cellular component: membrane.